AUGAAGAGACGACAGAACGUGGCGUUUUCAACACUAUUGAUCCUUGGCAUCAUAUUGCUAUGCGCACGAGACCGAGAGCUUGCGCUUGAAGUGCCUCGAUCGAAAAAGGCAAUAACAAAAAACGCAAAGGCAAAAUCGGACUACACAGUGCUAAUAAAGGUUCCUGAUGGCCAAGCAAAAGGCGGACAUGGAGACGGCGUGGCACUAACACCACUGGCGCCACCCGUAGUCGAAGCUUCCGUACAACCACUUGGAGAAUCUGGGGUACCGGACGCAGGCCACGCAUUGCCAUUGGUAACAGAGAAUGAGCAAGAACUCUCUUUGCAACUACCACCGCCAUCAGGAUCUGGAGCCUUGGAGCACAACCCUAAUCUUCCAUUCCAGCAAGACUUAGAUUUGGAACUACCCCUUACCAUCCUCCAAGACUUUGCAACGCGUGCGCCACAUAACUACAACCCCAAUGGACCCACAACAUAUGCCUACGCUACUUUUAUGGCAACGAGAAAUCCAUCCAUCCAUGACCCUUACUUUCUCGCUAUCCAUUCGCUAAUCCACCGCGUUCUCUGGUCCCCGCGUUCGCGCACCUCAAAAUACCCCUUCGUCGUAUUCGUAAGCGACUACGUAACGGAAGAGCAACGCACGCUGCUCUCCGGCGCAGGCGCAAUAGUGCGUGAGCUUGCCCCCGUGAUAUGGACUCCCAAUGUGCCCGGCGUGGAGAAGCGCUGGAAAGACCUGUUUGCGAAGCUCAACAUGUGGCGAGAAACCGAAUUCGAGCGUAUCUUAUUCCUAGACGCGGAUGCGUUCCCACUUACGAACAUCGAUGGCAUGUUUGACGUUGCACCCGUGCAGCAGUGCGUAGAGGGGAAGUUGCAGGCUGAUGAUGUGCUAGCGGAUGGCACGUCUGUGUGCGAACCGUUUGUCUUUGCGGGUGUAGCGCAGGAUCCGUGGAGUGGGACGAGCACAGAUGUUAAUGUUGGGUCUAUGGUUUUUACACCCUCGUUGCGCAUGCAUGAGCGCUUGUUGCAAAACUAUGUUAAGACGGAUAAGUACGAUUGUCUGAUGGCUGAGCAGGCAUUUCUCAAUUGGCAGUUCAGCAAAGCGGGUCCGUUUCCAGCGACGACGCUGGAGCGGACGUGGGGUGGUGUUUUUCCCAAGGAAGACGAGGACGGGAGCUUGAAUGUUGUUCAUGAGAAGAUUUGGGUGGCGGAGAGUGGGUGGCAGAAGAGGGGGUGGGUGGAGACGUGGGUGGAGAUGGUUAAGUAUUAUGAGAGUGAAGAGUUUGCGACAAUGAGGGGGUGGGAUGGUCUGGCUGGAUCUCAGCUUCCUUCACUGUGA
Messenger RNA from Plenodomus lingam JN3, 1335 nucleotides. RefSeq lists its product as uncharacterized. Gene Ontology annotation, cellular component: cytoplasm. The record is from RefSeq and is a predicted model, not a curated record. Gene Ontology annotation, molecular function: glycosyltransferase activity. NCBI's taxonomy places the organism in Eukaryota, Fungi, Ascomycota, Dothideomycetes, Pleosporales, Leptosphaeriaceae.